AAUCACGCCACUGGUCUCGUUAGUUUAAUUGUGGCCCUGCAAAGACAACGCCAUCACACUCAUCAGCUACAGCGAGGGAGUGGGGCAGCACGAAGAUAGCGCUGGAUUUCUGCAAGCUAUUUGGCCAUUAUUUUCUUAAAAACUAUAAGCGUCUGUCUCAUCUACAACUGCAAUGGAAUACAUUCGUCCGGUUAAUUAAACGCCUUCGAAUCGGGCCUCUGGGUUUUUUGUUUGUUUUGCGCUGCACAAAGCAAUGUGGAGUAAAUAAAUAUCCUGAAACGCUGAAACCAGAGAAUAUAGAUGAUGGGCUGUGUGCAAUGCAAGGAUAAAGAAGCAACGAAACUCACGGACGACCGAGACACCAGUAUCUCCCAGAGUGCCGCGGGCUACCGCUAUGGCGCCGACCCCACGCCACAGCACCAGCACUACCCCAGCUUCGGGGUCACCGCCAUCCCAAACUUCAACAACUUCCAGGCACCCGUUGGCCAGGGGAUAACGGUUUUCGGAGGGGUCCACACCUCCUCCCACACAGGGACCCUCCGCACCCGUGGCGGAACAGGAGUCACCCUCUUCGUGGCACUUUACGACUAUGAGGCCCGGACAGAGGACGACCUCAGCUUCAGGAAAGGGGAGAAGUUUCAGAUAAUCAACAGCACUGAAGGGGACUGGUGGGAUGCUCGUUCCCUCACCACCGGUGGAAAUGGCUACAUUCCCAGUAAUUACGUGGCUCCAGUGGACUCCAUCCAGGCUGAGGACUGGUACUUUGGGAAACUGGGCCGGAAGGAUGCAGAGAGGCAACUUCUGUUCACUGGCAAUCCCCGCGGCACCUAUCUCAUCAGGGAGAGUGAAACCACUAAAGGUGCCUUCUCCCUGUCCAUACGAGACUGGGAUGACGUAAAGGGGGACCACGUGAAGCAUUAUAAGAUCCGUAAGCUGGACAGCGGCGGUUACUACAUCACCACCAGGGCUCAGUUUGAGACCCUGCAGCAGCUGGUACAGCACUACUCGGAGAGUGCGGAUGGUUUGUGCUUUAAUUUAACGGGUGUGUGUGUGAACUGCACCCCUGAUACUAUGGGCCUGACUCACGAUUCCUGGGAAAUCGCCAGAGACUCACUUGAGUUCGAAGUAAAGCUGGGGGCGGGAUGUUUUGCUGAGGUGUGGUGUGGAACGUGGAACGGCACCACUAAGGUGGCGGUGAAGACGCUGAAGCCGGGCACCAUGUCUCCUGAGUCCUUCCUGGAAGAAGCCCAGAUCAUGAAGAAGCUCCGGCAUGACAAGCUGGUGCAGCUCUACGCUGUGGUGUCUGAGGAACCCAUCUACAUCGUCACUGAGUACAUGGGCAAAGGAAGUCUCCUGGAUUUCCUGAAGGACGGGGAGGGACGAGGACUGAAACUGCCCAAUCUGGUUGACAUGGCAGCCCAGGUGGCAGCAGGCAUGGCGUACAUCGAGAGGAUGAACUACAUCCACAGAGACCUGCGCUCGGCUAACAUCCUGGUUGGGGACAACCUGGUAUGUAAGAUCGCUGACUUCGGACUGGCCAGGCUGAUUGAGGACAACGAGUACACAGCACGGCAAGGUGCUAAGUUCCCGAUUAAGUGGACGGCCCCGGAGGCGGCGCUGUACGGAAAGUUCACCAUCAAGUCCGACGUGUGGUCGUUUGGCAUCCUGCUCACAGAGCUGGUCACCAAGGGACGUGUACCCUACCCAGGGAUGAACAACCGGGAGGUGCUGGAGCAGGUGGAGCGAGGCUACAGGAUGCCCUGUCCCCAGGACUGCCCCAUCUCCCUCCACGAGCUCAUGGUGCAGUGCUGGAAGAAGGACGCCGAGGAGAGGCCCACCUUCGAGUACCUGCAGGCCUUCCUGGAGGACUACUUCACGGCCACGGAGCCGCAGUACCAGCCAGGGGACAACCUCUAAACACAGAGCUCUGGGCUGGGACUGGACUGAACCGUAGUUCUCUGGAGCCACACCAGGGACCUGUACAUCUUCCUCAGCUCAACAGAGCAUCUUGUCUCAACUCUCCUCCAACUCCCAACACUCUCAAACACUCUCCAUGGCAAACCCUGAGACAGACUCAACAGACUGGAUACCAGUUAGGAGGGAGGGAGGGAGGGAGGGAGGUUUGGGGGUGGUUGGGCUAGUUAUGAUGUAAUGAAAUGCCUGUAUUCAAUGUAAAUAUGAACAGCUAGUCGGCUUAACUUUUGGUUUAUGUUUUGGUGGUUUGUUUGCUUCUGAUGGCAUUUUGACUGAUUUUUCUCCAUGAUGAUGAUGGUAAAGAAAAUGGUCAAUGAAGAUGAUCAUUUGAAAAGUGCACCAUGAGACCAUGAUAUCUUGUCACUUCUAAUCCAGAAUAUACAGGACAUGUCUAUCAAAGCUAAUAUUUUUUUAUUAUUAUUUUGGGGGCAAUUUAAUGAACACCUCCAUAAAUUAUUUAUUUCAUUUUUGCGGUUUUACUCAUGUAUAAUAAUAAAUAAGAACACCAGUCCUGAGUGUAUCGCCUCAGUGUAUAAAUAAUUUUUGUGGCAAAGUCGUCUGUUUCACAGGGACUUGAGGCAAGCAUGACAAAAUACUCCAUAGAGAUUUCUUUUGCACCUCAUGAAUUUAGUUUGAUAGGAUUUUGCUUUUAUUUUGUUCAUCCUUGUAAAAUAGUUUUGUCCUCCUCAAAGUAAUAGAUGUUAGGCUAAUGCCGUAACAAAGUUAUUUUACAAAUAAUGUAUGUUACAUUUUGUAAUUACAGCCAAAUGUGUGCGAAUUAUACUUUUGAACAUAUCUCUUCUCGCUUACCAGGUUUUAAGAAAAAUAAAUAAUGGGGGAUAAAAUUGGUCUUUCCAGGUAUUAUUUAGUGUAUACUGGACGGACAUGAUGUUUAUUUAAGAAGAGAAAGAUGUUCAUCUCUGCUUUUAAUGGUCUUAUUUCAACUUGUAUACGGAGUUCCAUUUUAACAGCCAUUCCAAGGCAUCCAUCUCACGGUCCUUGUUUCCUCCAUGCUGUGAACCCAUGUACUGGGAAGUCUUAGUGGGUAACGUCUCUUCCUCCCUCUGUGAACAGUGACAUGUCCCCAUCCAACUGCUCCUCAAACUCAUGUCCCACACUGGGUCUGUCCGUCUGCCUGUCUGUCUGUCUGUCUGUCUGUCUGUCUGUCUGUCUGUCUGUCUGUCUGUGCAGCACAGCACCACCAGUAGGAUCCUUCCUCAGCUCAUUUAUGGACCACUUCCUUUGGAUGACUUUACCUUUUUUAUGUUUAAACUGACGCGGAUAUCUGAAGUCUUGCGUCUCCUGUUUCAGAGUAUGUAUUAUUUAACCUUAAUGGAGAGAUCUUUGAGGAUCGGGGUGUAUUGUAUCUUCAGGGGGAACGUUGCCAAGACACUGGUGAAGCAGCCGGCUGUAAAGUUUGACCUUGUCUAAUCUAAAUGUAGUAUUUGUUCUUAUCUUACGCUAGUUUUAAGUGCUAAUAAGGGUCUGUUUAAGAUUGAGCUCCAUCGUCGGUUUUACAGCUUAACAGUUUUAAAAGUGUCAGUAGCCUUCCUAGUUUAAUUCUUCUGUUUUUCCGUUAACAUUUUCUGUUUUGUUAAUUCAGUGAUUUGGCAUUUGAAACUCAAAAAGAACAAUAAACAUUUUACACUCUU
This is a messenger RNA of Salmo salar (Atlantic salmon), 3626 nucleotides long. It is a transcript of the gene fynb, whose product is annotated as FYN proto-oncogene, Src family tyrosine kinase b. The record is from RefSeq and is a predicted model, not a curated record. Gene Ontology annotation, molecular function: protein binding; protein tyrosine kinase activity; ATP binding. Lineage: Eukaryota; Metazoa; Chordata; Actinopteri; Salmoniformes; Salmonidae. Gene Ontology annotation, biological process: protein phosphorylation.